Molecule: messenger RNA, 1591 nt
Organism: Erpetoichthys calabaricus (reedfish)
Lineage: Eukaryota; Metazoa; Chordata; Cladistia; Polypteriformes; Polypteridae
Gene: slc25a19
Product: solute carrier family 25 member 19
Biological process (GO): thiamine pyrophosphate transmembrane transport
Cellular component (GO): mitochondrial inner membrane
Molecular function (GO): thiamine transmembrane transporter activity
Source: RefSeq, a predicted model, not a curated record
UUAUCCCGGAUUGGCUACCUUUAGAUGAGGGCGGUGGAUGAGAGUGACAGCGGUUCGUGAAAAUCGAAUGAAGCCAAAUACUUGUUCUACCGCUUUUAGUGUGCAUGGCUUCUAGUCUCGUUGUGUUUUUCUUAACGUCAGCUUUGCGGUUUUUGACACAUGCCCGUUCCGAAUACCGGAAAGGCACAUUUGAACUGGAAUGGUUGGAUAUGACCCAAGGUCCGAGAGUGCCACGCUGUCACCAGCAGAGGUAGCAACAGCUGGUUCUGUUUCUGGGAUGGUCACCAGAGCUAUGAUCAGCCCUCUGGAUGUCAUUAAAAUAAGGUUCCAGCUUCAGAUCGAGAAGAUUUCAGCUCGUGUUCCACAGGCAAAAUACCAUGGGUUAUGGCAGGCAUCUCGUUGCAUCUUUACAGAGGAGGGUAUGGUUGCUUUUUGGAAAGGUCAUAUUCCUGCCCAGCUGUUGUCCAUUACAUAUGGAGCUGUCCAGUUUGUAAGCUUUGAAUUAUUGACUGAAUUAGUCCAUAAGACAACAUCACUCAACAGCAGGAAUGCCAAUGUUCACUUUUUUUGUGGUGGCCUUGCAGCCUGCACUGCCACUUUUGCCUGCCAACCUCUGGAUACCUUGAGGACCCGCUUCGCUGCUCAGGGAGAACCCAAGGUCUACAAAAAUCUACGCCAUGCAGUGAGCAUAAUGCUGCAGACAGAAGGACCCUCAGGUUUUUAUCGAGGCCUCACACCCACCUUGAUUGCAGUCUUUCCAUAUGCUGGAUUGCAGUUCUUCUUUUAUAACAUUUUCCAACAGGUUUACCAGUGGGCGACUCCACCUAAAGAAUCCAGCUCAGGUAAUUUAAAAAAUCUUAUGUGUGGAAGCUGUGCUGGGAUCAUCAGUAAAACAAUGACAUACCCUUUUGACCUUUUCAAAAAGCGCCUUCAAGUUGGUGGUUUUGAAACAGCAAGAAUCUCCUUUGGCCAAGUACGUUUAUACAAGGGUUUUACAGAUUGUGCAGUGAAAAUUUUACAGGAAGAAGGACCCAAAGGCUUCUUCAAGGGUCUCUCCCCAAGCCUGAUAAAGGCUGCAUUUUCAACGGGAUUCACCUUCUUCUGGUAUGAACUCCUUUGCAGUGUCCUGCGUACUUUUAAAGAAAAGCACCAAGCCACACAAUUAGCCAGAAUCUCCCGAGGGUGAAAGGUAAAUGCAUAUCUGGACUAGUCAUUGAUGACAUAAUAUCUAAUGGAUAUCAUAAUGGCUUCUGAAAGCAGUCGGAUUAUGUUGUUGGGCUAAACCACAUUUUCUUGAAGUGAGCAUUUAGAAGACAUUGUUACCCAGACUUAUUCAAAUGGCAGUCUUCUAAAUAGUCUGAUGUCAGAAGAUGGGAUUUCCACUCACGGUCACUUUCUUAAUCACUGAUUUAGUAUUUUGAAAUGUGUCCACUUAUUGUAUUAUUUAUAGUGUUUUUUAAAUUUUUACUUGCACAUAUGUGAUGUACUUUGGGUUCAUUAAGCACUUAAGAUGCAUGUUUAUUUUUUCUUGUUGUGUAAAAAAAAACAUUGUUAUGCAAUGUUAAUAAAGUAUAUUAUUGGUAUAUAUUUA